AUGGCAGAGCUAUCAUCUGGUAAUCCUCAAUGCACAGCUGAAUUAAUUGCUGAAGGAACACUAGGUCUGUUUCUCCGUCGAGACAAAUUCUUCCGCAUCCCAACUCCAGAGACUAUCAAUGUCACCAAUUACAGAGACAGCAUACACCAGACUCUUGAGACUGCUAUGAGUCGCCUUCUGCAAAACAAGACAGUGUCAGGAACACAAGAAAUUGCUGACCGUGUUGCACAAGCUGCCGAAUAUCUAGCCGACGGAUGUUGCCUGAUGACAUACAUGAAGGAGAGAUUAGCUGCUGCAGAGAAGGAUGUUCUUGUUUCUAUGGUGAAAAUUGCACAACAACGUCGAAUGGAAGGAUCCAAAGGAGUUUGGAGAAGCAGAAGCCAGUUCUUGGAGAAGGUGUUAGAUUGGCAUUCAAAUCGGGAAGCAGUAUUCGAGUUGAUCAAGAAUAGUGCUACAGAUCGAGAGAAACUGGUCCGGUUAACAUAUGAACACCCAGAUUACUCAUCGAGCUAUUCGUUCAAAUCUUAUGAUGAGGACUGGGUAGUAACAAGCAUGGGUGACAUGUCUAAAUCCAAUGCAAUUCUUGCUGUUGAUUGUGAGAUGUUGAAUGUGAAGAUGGAACAGAGCCGAACUGAGAUUACUGGAAUCACUGCACAGGAUUUGGAAGGAGUUACAUGUUCGAUAAUGGAUGUUCAGAAAUCGCUGGAAAACCUAUUGUGCAACGGAACUAUAUUGAUUGGUCACAGCUUGGAUUGUGAUUUGAAAGCAUUGAAACUGGAUCAUGGACGGGUUAUUGACACAUCACUAGUCUUCAGACGUGCAGAUGGUGCUGCAAUGAAACUGGUGAAGAAUGUGCUGGAAAAAGGAUAUGAUGAAGCCAUGAAGGUAUUUAGUGAUUAUCUGUCAAAGCAGCUUUUUCUUUACAGGAUACCAGUUUAUUUAUCUGAAGAAGAAUUGCGUGUAAUAGUACGGAUGGACUCUGCUGUUGUACUUAAACUGAGAUACCAACAGAGAGCAAAAUCUUAUUCUGCUACUGCCCUUUUCAAAGAUCAAGAUGAGGCAAAUUACACGUUUCGAAGUAUCAAAUCCGAGGAAGUAAAGGAUACAAAUGGUCUGCAACAGAAAGUUAUCCCAGUUCAACCUAAGGAUAAGAAGUGUGCUAGUGGCUGUAUUCAUGUUCGUAAAAUGGUUAGAGAUGAUGAAAGUCUUGUACCAGAUUAUUCUUUAAGAAAGAGACAGAUCAAAGAAGCUGUAGCACCCAGCAAUGAAGAGCUGCAGAAGAAUUCAGAUUGCCUGAAACGCGGAAAAAUAAUUCAAUUACUGCAAGAACAACUCCAGUACUGCAAAAAUAACUCCAAAUACUGA
Messenger RNA from Papaver somniferum (opium poppy), 1365 nucleotides. Its product is annotated as small RNA degrading nuclease 3-like. The transcript is spliced from 6 exons. The coding region runs from base 1 to 1365 and encodes 454 amino acids. Gene Ontology annotation, cellular component: nucleus. The record is from RefSeq and is a predicted model, not a curated record. Gene Ontology annotation, molecular function: exonuclease activity; nucleic acid binding. NCBI's taxonomy places the organism in Eukaryota, Viridiplantae, Streptophyta, Magnoliopsida, Ranunculales, Papaveraceae.